This is a messenger RNA of Xyrauchen texanus (razorback sucker), 2197 nucleotides long. Its product is annotated as F-box/LRR-repeat protein 14-like. NCBI's taxonomy places the organism in Eukaryota, Metazoa, Chordata, Actinopteri, Cypriniformes, Catostomidae. Gene Ontology annotation, biological process: SCF-dependent proteasomal ubiquitin-dependent protein catabolic process. Gene Ontology annotation, cellular component: SCF ubiquitin ligase complex. Gene Ontology annotation, molecular function: protein binding. The transcript has a single exon. The coding region runs from base 415 to 1650 and encodes 411 amino acids. The record is from RefSeq and is a predicted model, not a curated record.
CGGACUCCAUAGUUUUCGCCAAAUGGCUGAUUUGUGUUCACGCGAAAUCGUUUGUUGUCUUCAACCGUUAAGUUUCACAUUUUCAUCUUCUGAAAGGCGAGUUUUUUUCCCCAUGACAUUUUGUUGAUCUAUUCGUAGUUUAUGUAAAAAUGUGUCCCGGUUUGGGAAUUGUCGGUGCUGCUUUAACAGUCUGUUCCGCGACGUUAACUGGUUAUUUCACGCGAAUGCAUCUCAGACCAAGUUCUAAAUGAAACAAAACGCGUUUGUUUUACGUGCAUUCUCUUUGUGCGCUCCGUUUGCAUGCGUUUGAUGAAUUAUUUUCCUACAUCCUCCUUUUACAUGCGGUCCUUGCCGGUAGAACAUCAGACUGCUUGCCGACUAACUUUGCUAAGCUAACAAGCUGCUGUUGUAGAAAUGGAGAUCCACGUCUCGAGCCUUUUCCCCGAGAUCUUAGCCAUGAUUUUCAACUACCUAGACGUAAAGGGCAAAGGCAGAGUCGCGCAAGUAUGCACGGCGUGGAGAGACGCCUCUUACCACAAAUCCGUCUGGAGGGGAGUAGAAGCGAAACUCCACCUUAGAAGAGCAAACCCAUCACUCUUCCCCAGCCUCCAGACCAGAGGGAUCAAGAAGUUGCAGAUCCUCAGCCUAAGGCGCAGCCUGAGCUAUGUCAUUCAAGGGAUGCCCAACAUCGAGAGCCUUAACUUGAGCGGAUGCUACAAUUUGACAGAUAACGGUCUUGGUCAUGCAUUUGUGCAGGACAUACCCUCAUUGAGAAUACUUAACCUCAGUCUUUGCAAACAGAUCACAGAUUCCAGUUUGGGCAGGAUUGCGCAGUACCUGAAGAACCUUGAACUGUUGGAUCUGGGUGGAUGCAGUAAUAUCACUAACACAGGGUUAUUGCUCAUUGCCUGGGGCCUGCACAAUCUCAAAAGCCUCAACCUGAGGAGUUGCAGACACGUGUCAGAUGUUGGCAUCGGGCAUCUGGCUGGCAUGACGCGCAGUGCUGCGGAGGGAUGCCUCAGUUUGGAGCAUCUGACUUUGCAGGACUGUCAGAAACUGACUGAUCUGUCACUCAAGCACAUCUCCAGGGGCUUAAAGAAGCUGAAAGUCCUCAACCUGAGCUUCUGCGGUGGCAUCUCAGAUGCUGGCAUGAUCCAUCUGUCUCAUAUGACUCAGCUCUGGACUCUUAACCUGCGAUCAUGUGACAAUAUCAGUGACACAGGCAUCAUGCAUCUUUCAAUGGGCACACUGAGGCUGUAUGGGUUGGAUGUGUCAUUUUGUGACAAAGUGGGUGACCAGAGUCUGGCGUAUAUCGCCCAGGGCCUGUACCAACUCAAGUCCCUGUCACUUUGCUCAUGCCACAUCAGCGAUGAUGGAAUCAACAGGAUGGUGCGGCAAAUGCAAGAACUGAAGACGUUGAACAUUGGACAGUGUGUGCGUAUCACAGACAAAGGACUUGAGCUCAUAGCUGAUCACUUGACUCAGCUGACCGGGAUUGACUUGUACGGCUGUACCAAAAUAACAAAAAGAGGACUAGAGAGGAUUACACAGCUACCCUGCCUUAAAGUGUUGAACUUGGGACUUUGGCAAAUGACAGAGGUUAAAGGGUUAGGUGAUGCCUCUGAGAUCUUGCCAUGCUACACCUCUUAAUGUUAACACUACCUCUAUAUUGCCAGUGAUGUCUUCAUUUUCUAGAUGUCUAGAGACAUUAUGUAUAAGACAAGGUAUUUUUAAGAUGCAGUCUCAGAACCAUCAUGUACUUUGUUAAUGAGCCCAUUUUGAAAAAGGGGCUUUACGUAGUUCAAAUUGAAUCCGCAAUAAAAACACUGAACAGCCUUCCUAAUUCUAUAGUGUGAAGAGUGAUAGUUCCCUUGAAUGCCUUUGUGUUUAUUUCUGUACUUUGUUUUAGAGCUUCAUAUUGAGGUGAGAGAAUAUGAAAAGUAUUUUCUCAUUUCCACUGGCAAACCCAUUUUGUUGCUGCCUAUUAAGUAUUUAUCCUGAAAUACCAGCAUUAUUAUGUAAAAUGGAGAAAAAAUGUACCGUUUCUGGAUGAGGAAGUAAACCUUGUGCCGGUUUAUUUUGUGUAAUUCCUCCCUGGUAAGAUGGAACAUAUGCAAUUUAAGCUUUGUUAUAAGAAACAAAAAGGCCAGUUUGCUUGUAAAAGACUUAAUAAAUGUCUGUUUAUUUUCCUAUGAUA